CAGCUGCAGCCUAGGUCAAAAGGGCCAUCUACUCUGGGUGGCGGGGCCAGGAGCUCUCCUCCCCCCAGCAGGCCUCAGAGGCUGGAGAUGGUGAAAUCUCACCGGCGAGGCUGCAGUGGGCUCAACAGGGACCUGCGAUAAGAUACUCAGUGGUUAGGGAAGCUGCUUUGAGGUUGGGAGGCUGGGAGCCCACAGGAAGUGACUCGGUGCAGAGCUGAUGUGUCUUUGCCUCGGCACCGAUCCUGGGUGGGGAGCUGCAGGCUGGGGAGGCUGGGGGCAUGUCCAUGAAGUGCGGGGAGCCUGGGCUGGAGGGACCUCAGGGCCAGUCCCCAGAGCUGGGCUCAGGUCAGUGUCCCUCUCCGACCACUCUCGCCCCCUGGAGCCUGUCCCGCUGGAGAGCUUACCUGGCUGCCGCGGUGCUCUGCUACAUCAACCUCCUGAACUACAUGAACUGGUUCAUCAUCGCAGGAGUGCUGCUGGACGUACAGAAGUUUUUCCGGAUCAGUGACAGCAAUGCUGGUUUGCUUCAGACGGUCUUCAUCAGCUGCCUGCUGCUGUCUGCACCCGUGUUUGGCUACCUGGGCGACCGGCACAGCCGCAAGGCCACGCUGAGCUUCGGUAUUCUGCUCUGGUCAGGAGCAGGCCUCUCCAGUUCCUUCAUCUCCCCCCGGUACUCCUGGCUCUUCUUCCUGUCCCGGGGAUUGGUGGGCACCGGCACGGCCAGCUACUCCACCAUUGCGCCCACCGUCCUGGGUGACCUCUUCGUGAGGGACCAGCGGACCCGAGUGCUGGCCAUCUUCUACAUCUUUAUUCCUGUUGGAAGUGGUCUGGGUUAUGUGCUGGGGUCGGCUGUGACGGAGCUGACCGGGAACUGGCGUUGGGCCCUCCGAGUCAUGCCUUGCCUGGAAGCUGUGGCCUUGAUCCUGCUUAUCCUGCUGGUUCCAGACCCACCCCGGGGAGCUGCUGAGAAGCAGGGGGUAGUGGCCGUGGGGGGCCCAAAGAGCACCUGGUAUGAAGACGUCAGAUACCUGGGGAGAAACUGGAGUUUUGUGUGGUCGACCCUUGGAGUGACAGCCAUGGCCUUUGUGACUGGAGCCCUGGGCUUCUGGGCCCCCAAGUUUCUGUUCGAGGCCCGUGUGGUGCACGGGCUGCAGUUUCCCUGCUUUCGGGAGCCGUGCAACAGCCAGGACAGCCUGAUUUUUGGGGCACUGACUGUUGUGACUGGCAUUAUUGGGGUCAUCCUGGGAGCAGAGGCUUCAAGGAGAUACAAGAAAGUCAACCCGAGGGCUGAGCCCCUCAUCUGUGCCUCCAGCUUGCUUGCCGCAGCCCCCUGCCUCUACCUGGCUCUCGUCCUGGCCCCGACCACCCUCCUGGCCUCUUAUGUGUUCCUGGCCCUUGGGGAGCUGCUUCUAUCCUGCAACUGGGCAGUGGUCGCUGACAUCCUGCUGUCUGUGGUGGUGCCCAGGUGCCGGGGGACAGCAGAGGCGCUUCAGAUCACAGUGGGCCACAUCCUGGGAGAUGCCGGCAGCCCCUACCUCACUGGACUUAUUUCCAGCGCCCUGCGGGCCGGGCGCCCCGAUUCCUACCUGCAACGCUUCCUCAGCCUCCAGCAGAGCUUCCUGUGCUGUGCCUUCGUCAUCACCCUGGGUGGCGGCUGCUUCCUGCUGACUGCGCUGUACCUGGAGAGAGACCAGGCCCGGGCCCAGCAGCCUGGCCCAGGGACCCCGGACAAUAAGGACAUGGAUGGCAAGGCCGCGGAGAGCCAACGCCUACUUCCUGGCACGAGUGCCUCCACAAAGGACCACUGAGGCCCCUGCCCUGCAGUGAGGAGGCCCCACCCACCUGGCCUGGAUCCCUCCGGGUGGCCUCCACUGCCUCAGUGCCUCUGCCCACCUUUGGCUGUGGUUCUGGGACUCUGGCCGAGCUGCACCUGCCACUUCUUUGCUCCCGGCUAGAUAGCUGGCAGCGCCUGCGGCUGGGCUGGGAAUUGAGCUGUCACCACCCUCCGUGGGAGGCCCAAGCCUGUGCCUACACCCAGCACGAGGCCGCUCCAGCCUGGGGUCCUCAGCCUGGCUGCCUGUGGGCCCCGAUUAAAGUAUGGCCAAUACAAAGCCCAUGGAUAUAGGCCUGUAGACAGUCCUGUUAUUUAUAGCCUCAAGGUGCCUCUGCUGGGAUUGGAAGCAAGAGAGGCGGAGGUGGGCAGUCUGGGCCAAGGAUGCAGGGCUGCUGCUCUGGAAACCAAGGGGGCUCCUCAGCGUGAGUGUCUAGGUGUCCUCACCCUGGACCGCCUGCUCUGACCCAGCUUCCCCACUCUGAGGGGUCAGGAGGGCACAGGACACCGCUCUGUGUGAGUUCACCCUCUGAGCAAAAGAUGGGGCUGAAUCAGCAGUCUUGAGGGUGGGUUUCUCCUCCGGCUGGUGUGGGGGUGUGGCUGCAAGAUGUAGGGAACCGCUCUGAGAAGUGCCCAAGCCUGCACAGACCCCGCUGCCCCAGAGCCACACCAAGGGACUCGCAUGG
This is a messenger RNA of Camelus dromedarius (Arabian camel), 2517 nucleotides long. RefSeq names its product SPNS lysolipid transporter 3, sphingosine-1-phosphate (putative) (gene SPNS3). Gene Ontology annotation, molecular function: transmembrane transporter activity. Gene Ontology annotation, cellular component: membrane. Gene Ontology annotation, biological process: transmembrane transport. The record is from RefSeq and is a predicted model, not a curated record. The transcript is spliced from 12 exons. NCBI's taxonomy places the organism in Eukaryota, Metazoa, Chordata, Mammalia, Artiodactyla, Camelidae. The coding region runs from base 279 to 1808 and encodes 509 amino acids.